UGCUACAUCAAGAAGCCAAAUGAUUUUCCACAAUUUCAUAAUCAAAACUUUGAGAUCAUAGAAAGCCUUGAGGAACAGUUCAAACUACCUUGAGGUCAAAUCAAAUUUUCAGUUAAUACAUUAUUCCUGAAAUCAAUUCAAAAAAUGUCCCGUCUUUUGCUACAAUGCCGAAGCACUUUGCUGAUCCUUCGCCAUCAGGCGGCGGCAGUGGAAAAUGAGAACGGACUCUUUAGUAAGCUCAUGGAAAAGUGUCAAUCCUUCCGAAAGGAGCCCAAGGAUGUGGCCGAGGAAGAGGAAUCAAAGAGGUCAUAGGCCUUCACAGGCUAUAGCCAGAAGUCACCCCUUCCCUAAGAAGAUCAUAUAAUGGCCAACAAAUUACCAUAUUGUUGCCGGGAGGCUCAACAUGAAUCGGGUCCAUUUUACGGGCAGAUCAUAAAACAGAACGUGCACAGACAUUAUAAAGCCAUAAAGCAUCAACUAAAAUCUGGCAAAAAUAGCUUUGGAAGAACAGGCAAUGCCCAGACUUGGACAAGUGAUAUAACAUCAUUUCCAUGGACCGUUUACGAUGUCUGCCAGACGGAGGGAGAAUUUAAAGUGAAGAAAGGCAAGAUUGACCAGGGGAAACGUAUCAAAAUUUUAAGCGAAACCAAUUGUUAGAUAAAAGCGAUCGUUUUUGAAUGAA
Drosophila eugracilis is the source of this 682-nucleotide messenger RNA. RefSeq lists its product as uncharacterized. Bases 145 to 312 code for a protein of 55 amino acids. The record is from RefSeq and is a predicted model, not a curated record. NCBI's taxonomy places the organism in Eukaryota, Metazoa, Arthropoda, Insecta, Diptera, Drosophilidae. The transcript has 2 exons.